AUGCCUGCCAACGCAACAGUCCUGUAUCCGGCCGAAUCGGACGCGACGUUCGACAUGGCGUACUACCUCAAAACACACAUGCCGCUGGUCUAUGAGAAAUGGGCCAAAUACGGCCUCACGGGCUGGGAAGUCAUCGAGUUCGCUCCAGGCCCCGACGGCUCCAAGCCAUACAGUGUCGCGGGAGUGCUGCAUUGGGAGUCGGCGGACAAUAUUGGCAAAGCGAUGGGAGGUGAAGAGACUGCCGCUGUGAUGGAGGAUGUCAAGAACUUCAGUAACAAGAGUCCGGUGUUCCUGAUUGGGAAUGUUGUUGGGACUUCGUGA
Messenger RNA from Capronia coronata CBS 617.96, 321 nucleotides. RefSeq lists its product as uncharacterized. The record is from RefSeq and is a predicted model, not a curated record. Gene Ontology annotation, molecular function: oxidoreductase activity. The transcript has a single exon. Bases 1 to 321 code for a protein of 106 amino acids. NCBI's taxonomy places the organism in Eukaryota, Fungi, Ascomycota, Eurotiomycetes, Chaetothyriales, Herpotrichiellaceae.